Messenger RNA from Prorocentrum cordatum, 3648 nucleotides. The record is from the annotation of a GenBank genome assembly. NCBI's taxonomy places the organism in Eukaryota, Dinophyceae, Prorocentrales, Prorocentraceae.
CUCUACGAGUUUCCCGGCUCAAGUAACGUGUCGGCUCAAGUAACGUGUACACACAUACUUGUCCCCGAUACCGUACCUCGGGCUUAGACUGGCCGAUCGCGGAAGUUGCUGGCGCGAGCCGGCGGCGGAAGCGUGACGAGCCUGGGACGCCCGGGGUUUUUCUUCACUGCCUCGAGUGGUGCUCGCAAGUCUUGGUUCUUUCAGAUCUGCCUUGAGUGGAUUGCAUUUUGAUCAAUUUGCUGUGUAUCAUUGUUGUGAUAUCUCCGGUGUUCUCACACAUCUCCCCUCAGUGGUUCGCCAUAUACCUACCUUUCGUGAUCUUGUUUGUGCCAGAUGCCUCAUGUGCGGAGUCUCGCAUCCAGGUGUAGACGUCGGGCUCGGGCUUGCCAACUUCGCUGGGUUCGACAGGAUUGUCCUCUUCCGUUGGUGCUCGAUGGCCUAGUCGCCCGUGACACGGUAUUGCAUGAAGAGUUGGAUACUAAGGCUAAUGAGCGUGACACGGUAUUGCAUGAAGAGUUGGAUACUAAGGCUAAUGAGUUGUUGACUGCAUUACUCCAUCCCUCCGAUAGCUGCGCAAUAGUUGAUUCAGUUGUAGCUCCCGACACGUCUCCUUCUAGGAGUGUUCGGGUCGAGGAUUGUGUUCCAGAGGUCCGCUACGCGUCUUCAAUGGAGGAUGGGACCCAGGUUGACUGCCCAAGGAAGCUUUCAGUUCGUACGAGAGUUGCUUCAGUUUCAGUCCAUGGAAGUGGAAUCGUUGCCAGUGGUAUGGAGUCGAGGGCGCUUGGAUGGUGGAAAUCUCGACAGAGUAUUGCUGGGGAGUGGCUCGGUACUGCAUCUGUCUCGCGUUCGCUUUCUUCCCCAUCGCGUGAUGUUCAGAGUUCUUCUUAUGGGAGUGAUGAUAAUGUUCCUGCGGUCCGCUACACACCUUCAUAUGACCCUAUCGCCGAAAAUGAGCGUGAAGUGUACGAUUCAAGUUCUGAUGAUGUCGACGCCAUGGACGAUUGGCAAAUUGGCGAGAGAUACGCGGCUGAGAUCAAAGACGUUUUGGCUCAUAUCGAGGUCUCUGUGGAAGUUCUAGGUAAUGAUGUUCUUCGGGAUAAACAUCUUGCCACUCAGCUGGAGAUAGAUAAGACUGGUGAAUAUCUUGCCAUUGGAACUCGAGGUAUGGAAGCUCACGAUCUGCUGGAUGAGCUUUAUAGGCUGCAUAAGGCGAAGGAUGAUCGUUGGCAUGGGUUUAUUUCACGGCUAAGGGAUGAUGAAUUCUUGACAAAGGCCGAGCGGCAAAACUGCGUGAGUAAUCUGUUGAUGGUCCAUGAUUUGAAGUUGGAAGACAUUCGGGAACACAUUAAGACAGGGACGGAGUUUGAGUAUGGACGCGAGAAAGAAAUAGAGGAAUUGAGCUUGUGUAUGGAUGCGUGGAAAGAUUUUCUUAUGAGUAUGUCUGGCUCCUUCUAGUCCCCUCCAUUGUGUGAUAACUUGUCAUGUCUUGAACUUGGUCUUGGGCGUGCCGUGUUUCGUUGAGUGGUCUCCCCUUCGUGUCACAACGCGACGCCCGCGGAUCCUUUCAGAGUGUAUGACAGUGUUUUGAAUUCUCUGCAGUUUCAGAAUAUACAACAGUUUCCUCCCUACAUCCCGAACGCCGAGAGCAAUAGGGUAAUCAUGUAUACACUUUCUACCCUAUCGAUUGUGCGUUCUCACAGGUUGUUCUAUGGAUGACACAAACUUGAUAUUUGCAGUUUCUUCUCUCAAUGCCAGCUCCUACGGUUCUCAAUGCCAGCGCCUAUGAUUCGUCUCAAUGCCAGCUCCUACGAUUCUUCUUAAUGCCUGCUCCUACGGUUCUUCUCAUUGCCUGCUCCUACGAUUCUGCAUAUAUUGUGUUUCUGCGUUUGUAUUUGUAUUUCAUGAAUGUGAUUGGUUAUUCAGUACAGCUUCGCUGAUAUUAGCAGCUUCGCUGCCUCUGAGUUCCCUUGAGAUCAUGUUUUAUAAGUGCUUCCGCACACACGUUUGGUGUGUCCGUCGACGCCUGACCUUGUGCUUGCUCGUGGCCCUAGGGCCAGUCCGAGCCUCGCAAAGCCGCAAAGAGGACACCACGCCCGAAAUCCUUCCUGGCGAGCCCUCGGAAGCUCCCCUGAAGCGCUUCCGGGGCUCUGGGGGGCUCUCCUGGAGCGCUUCUGAAACGCUGCCAGGAACGCUUCCACGCGUGCCUGCGCGCGUGCAAGCACGCGUAGACGCUUGCCGGAAGCUCUCCCGGACCCGCUGCCGGGUCAGGCGAGGCGCUGCGGGGAUCGUGGAGCGGUGGGGAUGACGUUCACGCCCUCUCAAAGGGAGAAGAUCGAGUGGUAUGCAGGGCACCGCCAUCCUUUUCCAGUGGGUUUUCAACUGGCACCUAAUUUGGAAUUGUGCCCCCCAGAGGGCUCUGGGCUGGCAGCUGCGCAUUUGGGCGCGCCGAUCGAGCCGCCGCUGCGGAGCAAGCCUUGCGACGCAGACUGUUCACAGACGAAUGGUGCUUGAAGUCAAGCGCCGAAUGCUGUCAUCGCGCUGGAUGGGCGGCUGUUCGCCUUCAUGAUAACGGGGAAUCUACACGGCUCUUUAUCGACCAAUUGAGACCGCCCUGCCGCAGACGUCCCCAGCAGCCGAAUGAAUCGCCUUCUGCGCUGCUGCUCUGACGGGGUCCACAGACCGCGAAUUUGUCACUGAUUUCAUGGGGGCCCUUAGUCUCAAUCGCCGUGCGUGUAUCGCGCUGGAUAGAGAAUCGCGCUACGCAGGUCUCAGCAAACUGGUUCUUGUAGGCGCAACGUGGACUUCGAUUUGCCACGUCAGCAAAGUGAAAAGCCACCGGGAUGUAGACUCGCUCUGCGCCGGCGCGGACGUGCACUUUAGAGCUCUCGAUUCGAUUUUGAACAGGAAGCCAGAUUGCUGGCCGUUUUCUUGAUGUUUGUAGGUGGAGCCCUUGUGGACCCAGCUGGCAACCAGACGCGCCAGCAAACACAAGUUUAGAAGGAGUCGAAGGCCUAGCUAAGAUCAAGAGAGGUGUGCAGGAUGCUCGAGAAAUUCUGGCGCAGCCUGUCGAGCGAAGGGCGUUUCUCUCUCCGCAGCCGCCCCAUCUCCACAACCUGCUUUCCUUCUGUCCUCCUCUCCUUCUUCUCCUCCUCCUGCUCCUUUUCCUCCCCCUCCUCAUCCUCAUCCUCCUGCCUCCUCUGGAUUAUCUGUCGGAGCCUCGUGGUUGUCGUGUCCCAGGGAGGGAGACUGCCAGAAGUUUCUCGCGCACGCCAGGUUUCAGAGGCAGACGAAGUGGGUGUGCGCCCGCUGCCUGGCGUGGGCUUGCAAGGACAGCACGAAGACUCGCAAAAUCAGGCUCGCCUGCCCAGAUCAUAAUAGUCUACUGUCAUGUUUAGUUCAAGAGGACAGGGGGCACAGGCUCUCAACACUUCCUUUCUUAGCUGAUGAGGAAGCCUUCCACCGCGGAUGUGCGAGGUGCGGGGCCCACACUUCGAGAGAUGUGCGUUGCUUGGCUAGAACUUGUCAAGGAGGUUUCUCGUCGGGUGUCCAGCAGCACCGCUGGAGCUGGAUGUUGAGGGGACAGCAUUGUUUUGGGCGCCCUCGAGUCGAUAGUGCCUCCAGAGGGCAGCUCGCCAGCAUCAUCCUCAU